Messenger RNA from Arthroderma uncinatum, 3036 nucleotides. RefSeq names its product Set1 complex component spp1. Gene Ontology annotation, cellular component: Set1C/COMPASS complex. Lineage: Eukaryota; Fungi; Ascomycota; Eurotiomycetes; Onygenales; Arthrodermataceae. Bases 1 to 3036 code for a protein of 1011 amino acids. Gene Ontology annotation, biological process: positive regulation of DNA-templated transcription. The record is from RefSeq and is a predicted model, not a curated record. The transcript is spliced from 2 exons.
AUGGAGGAGGAUCUCACGAAGCCAUCAGCUUCAGCAUCAACAUCAACUCCAGAACCAACCUCACUCCCCGGGCCUUCUCUGCCAGAACGCGAAGCCGAGCCAGUUCCUAGCGCUGCAAUUGAGUCCAACCCCCGCCUCAGAGAAAUCGAACCUCUCUUCUCGCCCGCGCCGUUCCGAGGCUCCCUAUUCCCCUCGCCAACCCCGGGACCUUCACAAUGCUCUGAUAGCUCACCACGCCCUCGCAUACCUUCAUCCCCGCUGGGAACACCCGGUCCCUUCUUUAUGGUGGGCGCGCCGCGUUACGAUUCUCCUGGAUCAUCUCUCUCGCUCGAAUCGGAACCGCGUUUGGAGCCCAGCGGCAGCCCUCAGAAGCUCGACAGGUACCGCAAUGUCCUGCAUCCUACAAGAGUGCCAACCAAGCUAGCUCCCUCUGGAUCUCCUAUCUUCGCUCGACCCACCUUAGCUACCGCGUCAGAUACACUCCCUCCCGUCUUUGAGUCACAGCCGGUAUACUCGAAAGCCAUGUCAACACCUUCAGACAUGCAGGACGCCACGAAGCCCGCCGACACCCCACCUCAGUACAAAAACGCGACUUUUAACGCGAUGGAGCAUUAUACAUCCGACUCAGCCCCUGUGGAUGCAGCUUCUAGCUCGCAGGCUCCUUCCCUGGGCCAUCAAGCACCUGGUCCUGGCGAUGUUCGUCCCGAUGCGCGUUAUAUCAUGUCCACAGACCCGGAGUCAAUAAAGUACUGGGAGGCUGCCUUGGACCGUUGCAAUUCCGAGACACGCAUAAACACUCCCCGCAUUGGAGGAAGAGAUACAUUUGUGCUGGGCAGCGUAGUUGUGAAGAGUGAUCACCUUGAUCCCAGCGGAGGAAGUGGCUACCAUAUGAUCGACGCAAAUGAGGACGCAGCAAUAAAGCUAGUCAGAGACACAAUCGCCGAUAUUCAGCUACCACAAACAUACUUCAGUGCCAAAAUCAGAGGCCAUGACGUUCUCGUUCACUCCCGCAUCCCUGGGCAAUCUCUGGACUCUGUCUGGCCCCAGCUCACGGUACCACAGAAGGAGGCUUUCAAGCAACAAGCUCGUGACAUCAUUUUGAAACUUCGCUUGAUAACACCCGAUACCUUGAAAUAUCCACGGUAUUUCGUGACGAGUUCAGAAAGUGAGAGUCAGCGGAAGCUGUCAGCGGAGGAAGUUCACAGUCUCUCGCCCAGUGAUACCUGCGAGGAUCUUGGCGUGGCGCAUAAUGACAUGGUGAUGUCGAAUUUCAUUGUAAACAAUGAUAAGAUAGUCGGUCUCACUGGGUGGGCAAAUGCUGGUUAUUUCAACUGGAGAACGGUCAGCAGAAUUCAUGCCAAGGUCAGAUGCGUAGACUCCAAUAUGAACGCGUCUAUUCCGGAGGCUUUCGACUCGGAAGUCCCAUGGCAUGAUCUUUAUGACCUCCCACACACGUCUGAGAAGUCAGAGGCUCAAGAAAGCGCCACUCCUAGAAUAUCUACGCCCACAGUGGACUCGGCCCAUACUCUACCAAGUGAGGAUGUCCCGACACACACACUCACACCUAAGAAGGUAGCGGAUAUGAAACUCAAAUCAGCAUCCAGAGCUUCUUCGGUUGACCGUUCAUCACCUGCUCCAUCACUCAAUUCUCAGUCAGCUACAAAGAAAAAGGGUCCACCCGCUGCCGCUAUUAAGAAAGGAACAGCCAAACGAGCUCCAGCGGCCAAGAAACGGAAACUGAAUGAACUCGCUGAGAUGGAUGACGUAGCGUCUACAAAAGCUUCUCCACUGAGCAAAUCCUCGGCGCAGAGAAAUAGGAAACAGGACUCUCAGUCGGCUACUGGUUCACCCGCACCGGAAAACAAGGGGCCUAAGAAAGUACGUUCACGACACGGCAAGAUGAAUUCCGAUGACGACGAUGAUGACUACGAUGAGUCAGCGUUGUUUUGCGUCUGUCGUAAACCAGAUAAUCAUACUUGGAUGAUUGCAUGUGACGGUGGUUGUGAAGAUUGGUUUCAUGGCAGAUGUAUGAAUAUUGAUCAGAAGGAUGCCGACUUGAUUGAUAAGUAUAUCUGCCCGACUUGCGAAACAAAGAGCCCCCUACGCACCACCUGGAAGCCCAUGUGUCGCCUUCGGGAAUGCCGCCAGCCCGCUCGAGUUGAUACAAGACCACCAAGCAAAUACUGCUGUGAUCAGCACGGGAUAGAUUUCAUGAGGCAGGCGAUGACAUUAGGAUCAAGACAGCCAAGCUCUAAUGCUGAAGAACAGAGCUCCAGCAAGCACGAAAAUGCCGCCAGUCGAGGCGGAGUACUUAAUCUAGGGGAACUCAAAACUGUUGUUUCAAAAGUCGAAUCUGCUGGUGAAUUUCGAAAAUUGGGCGCUAGCCCUCUAUCAGUCCAGCAGGAGGAAGUACAGGCGCGUCUUUCUGGCGCAAUGGCUGCGCCCGGCCCGAGCCAGGAUGGACAGCAAUUCAAGGAUCCAGACUUCGAAUCUGAAGCUGACAAAGUUGCAUUCUCCCCUGACGAACGCCAGCGACUCAAUCACCUCCGGAAAGAAAAAGUCAGGCUCGAUAAUCGCAAGGAGAUGCUUCAGGCCCGCGAGAAAUUCAUAGUCAUCUCAAAACAACGAGUCAAGCAUGCCUUUGAACGCCUUAAACGUCACGGAUCCGUAGGUGGUUUACAGCUCAAGGAUAUCUGUGGCUUCGACAACCGUCUCUCUCUCUCAGAUGAAGAAUUUGAUGAGUGGCGGAAAACAGGAAACGGGGCUAUACUGCUGUCUGAUGUCCCCGACGACGAUAAUGGUGGAGAAGCUAGCACUCACUUGAAGAAUGCGGUAGAUGCCGAGUCUAUCGAUGAGCUUACUCAGAGCCUGUGUCUGAAGAAACGUUGUGAACGACAUAAACAGUGGCUGAAGGUCAUGCAGCAGGAUCUCCUAUUUGAACAGUCACUGUUGAAGGAACAAUCCGAUAAAUGUCAUCAGGAUGCCGAAGAAUUGGUCCGAAAGGCCGUUCUUUGGGUGUUUGGUGGUAAUAACUAA